AUGGCGGGUACUAUCAAUACCGAAGUUCUCAUUUGUGGUGGUGGGCCUGUUGGACUUCUUAUUGCCUACUCGCUUGCCCUUCAGGGCGUGGACUCGGUGGUUGUUGAAAAGCAUGACCGUGCGCAGCAGGCGAUGUACGGUCGGGCAGGAACGCUUUACCCUCGGACACUUGAAAUGCUUGACCAGCUUCAACUCUUGGAUGAGUUGAACCAAAUUGGAUAUAUUGCCGGGAACAGUGUGACCUAUAAGAAAGGCCAACUUGUGACCUCGCGAGGAUGGCAUGUUAUGUAUCAGCGGAUGCACGAGACUUUCUUGGAUUACGUUCUCAACAUUCGCCAGAAGCACUUCGAAGACGUGUUCCGGCAGGAGUAUGAGCGCCUAGGAGGAAAGCCUUUGACCUGCUGGCGGCUUGAUAGUUUCGAAGUGCAAGACUCGUGUCCGGAGGAUUAUAAAGUGACAUCGACUAUCACUGAUGUGGCUUCAGAGAAGACAUCGACUGUCAAAAGUAAAUUCAUCAUUGGCGCCGAUGGAGGUCGCUCCUUGGUCCGAAGCCUGGCCGACAUCCCAUUCAACGCCGAUCAAACCGAAUACAAAUGGGUCCGUAUCGAUGGACACUUCACAACAGAUAUGCCAGACGCCGACCUUGGUUUUGCCUCGCUCGAGUCCGAAAGUCAUGGAAACGUGCUCUGGGUGCAAAUGGACCACGGAGUCAAGCGGAUUGGGUUCGCCAUGACAGAUGCAAUGCUGGCCAAGUAUGGCAGUAACCUGACGCUGGAGGAUGCCAAGGUGGAAGCAGUGAAGGCUAUGGCUCCUUUCUCAUUGAACUUUGGCGACAUUACCUGGUGGACGUUGUACAGCAUCAAUCAAGGAGUCGCAGACACCUUCGUCAAGAAUGACCGGGUCAUCCUGGCCGGUGACGCCUGCCACACCCACUCCUCCGGCGCCGCACAAGGGAUGAACACCGGGGUCCACGAUGCUGUGAACCUAUCCUGGAAGCUAGCCGGUGUUGUAAAGGGCUGGUACGGUAACGAGGUCCUUCAAACCUACGAUACCGAGCGACGCCCAGCCGCCCAGCACCUCAUCAACCUCGACAGGACCUUUUCAGCCGCUAUCUCAGGCAAAGUGCCGGACGCCUACAAGGGCCAGAACAUCACCGCCGACGAGCUCUUCACCCAAGCAUUCGACGACAAUGUCCAGUUCAACAUCGGGCUGGGAAUCCACUAUACCAACAACCUCAUCAACAAACCCCCUACCGCAACCAUGGUGACCGCGGGCUGGAGAGCCCCAGACGCGACCGUCUAUGCUCCGGGGUCUCGCUUCCCUGUGCGACUGUUCCAGCUCGCACCGAACACCGGUAUCUGGUCUGUCAUUGUGCUCGCGGGACAUCCGGACAAGACUGGGGCUAGGCUGAGUCACGCGGUGAAUGAGUUGCAGAGGCUGCGCGAUGGAGCUCCUUCAGGGAUGCUGCGAUUUUUCACAGUCGUGGCGCAGGCUAUUGGGGGCGGUGAUCAAUGGUCUCAGAUCCCGAGAAUUGGGAGACUGUACUACGACACGGCGAGAUCGGCCCAUACCGCGUACAAUGUUUCUGACUCGAGUGGUGCAGUGGUUGUUAUUCGACCGGAUGGGAUUUUGGGGCAUGCAGCCCGUUUGAACGAUUUGGGUGAUGUCUUUGAGUAUUUCAAAAGCUUUGUUCAAUCGAGUGCCUGA
Aspergillus steynii IBT 23096 is the source of this 1707-nucleotide messenger RNA. Its product is annotated as pentachlorophenol 4-monooxygenase. NCBI's taxonomy places the organism in Eukaryota, Fungi, Ascomycota, Eurotiomycetes, Eurotiales, Aspergillaceae. The record is from RefSeq and is a predicted model, not a curated record. Bases 1 to 1707 code for a protein of 568 amino acids. Gene Ontology annotation, molecular function: FAD binding. The transcript has 4 exons.